CGUCGUAGGUCUGUGGUCGCGGCGGUGUGCCGUCAUGGAUUCUUCAUUGGUGAACGACAUGUUCGGGUACAGCUCGGUCGAAAGACCGCUGUGGGAUGAAAUCCAGCAAGAAUUGGACGAUCUCCGAAACGUGUAUUGGCCGACGGACGGCAAAGAGCUGGCUGACAUCGGAAUGCUCGUCGGAGAAACGUUCUUGCGAUGCGUCGGAUUGAUUCGACAUCGAAUCAACAAGGAACUCGAAGGAGUGGAGCCUCUCUGUUUAGUCACGGCCUGCUUCCUUUUCUUCUUAUCGCUGUGGGUUCUCAAGCGACUCUUCACAUACAACAGUUUCGUGCCUUCAAACAAACGGCUGAGCUUGCUCGAGCGUUUUCGAAGAUUGCCCAUCAUCAGGAGCAUCUCUGCAAGCAAGAUGAGGCCGGUCCUGAAGGAUCUAGAGCGCGAUCUCAAGAAAGACUACGCACCUGGCUCCUUCAAGAAGGUCCUUCCUGAGGAAGGCCACAAGGCAGUUAACAUCGUGGAGGAGGUUCAAUCCUAUCUCGACCUGUCGAAAGCCGACUGGAAAGCGGGCCGGGUGUCCGGCUGCAUCUAUUCCCCGAACGACAUUGAAUGCGAGAAACUCGUUUUAGACGUUUUCCACAAGACUAUGAAGAGCAACCAUCUCCACGCUGAUAUCUUCAGCGGGGUUCGUAAAAUGGAGGCUGAAAUAAUUCGUUGGGUUCUCAAUCUCUACCACGGCGAUGCGGACGCCUGCGGCUCGAUCUCAUCCGGCGGUACCGAAUCGAUUAUGCUCGCUUGCAAGGCGUACCGAGACUUUGCGUUUGCUACUCGAGGAAUCACCGAACCGGAGAUCCUCGUUCCUCAUUCGGCCCAUGCGGCAUUCGACAAAGCUGCCGAUUGGUUGAGGUUGGAGAUUCGCAAAGUUCCUCUCGAUCCGAAAACUUUGAUGGUAGAUACAAGGAAAAUGCGGAAAAUGAUCACCAGGAACACCAUUCUCCUCGUUGGGAGCGCACCCGGCUAUCCCCAUGGCAUCAUCGAUCCGAUCGAGGGAAUCGCAGCCCUCGGAUGCAGAUAUAACAUUCCUGUGCACGUCGACUGCUGUCUCGGUGGAUUCAUCAUGCCGUUCUUGGAAGAUGCCGGCUUCGGAAAAUUCAACUUUGACUUCAGCGUCAAGGGAGUGACGAGCAUCAGUUGUGAUACCCACAAAUAUGCUAUGGCGCCAAAAGGGACUUCGCUCGUCAUGUACUCAUCGAAGAAAUACCUCCAUCAUCAAUUUUCCGCAGCCGGUGAUUGGCCGGGAGGUGUUUAUAUCACUCCUACCGUGGCCGGAAGUCGAUCGGGAGCUGUUGUGGCCUGCUGCUGGGCCACCUUGCGUUAUUAUGGAAGGGGAGGCUACGUCGAGGCUUGUCGAGAUAUUCUGACUGAGGCGAGGAAAAUCAAGGACGGCAUAAAGGAAAUCAAAGGUCUCCGGGUUCUUGGAGACCCUCAAGCCACCGUGAUCGCAUUUGAUAGUGACAUCAUCAAUAUCUUCGAAGUCAACUCCCGGAUGGGGAAGUUGGGAUGGCAUUUGAAUCCCCUGCAGUUCCCGAGCGGUAUCCACAUCUGCUUGACGAAAAUCCACGCCGAGAAUAAGGUUACAGAGACCUUCUUGACUGAUCUCAGGACUAUCGUUGAGAAAAUGCUUCAAGAACCCGAUAAGAAAGUCUCGUCUCAGGCUGCCGUGUACGGCCAGGCCCAAACAUUUUCGGACCGCUCGAUCGUGAAGGAUCUGCUGCUGAACUACAUGGAUAUUAUCUACAGUACUGAGGACUACGUAGACUAAUGAACGUCAUCUAUCUAUAUCGAUAGCUGAAGCCGCAUUCCGCAUAAUCAAACAUGUACUACUUAAAGUGAUCGAUGUAGCGCAGUGUUCGCUUUCGAUUGGAAACAUCGAAGGAUAUACCACCAAUUUUAUUAUUGUUCGGAAAGCUCAUGAAAAUAAUAAAAAGGACCAAUCUUCAAAGA
Molecule: messenger RNA, 2001 nt
Organism: Galendromus occidentalis (western predatory mite)
Lineage: Eukaryota; Metazoa; Arthropoda; Arachnida; Mesostigmata; Phytoseiidae
Gene: Sply
Product: Sphingosine-1-phosphate lyase
Exons: 12
Coding region: 35-1819 (594 amino acids)
Biological process (GO): sphingolipid catabolic process; carboxylic acid metabolic process
Cellular component (GO): endoplasmic reticulum
Molecular function (GO): sphinganine-1-phosphate aldolase activity; pyridoxal phosphate binding
Source: RefSeq, a predicted model, not a curated record